Messenger RNA from Gadus morhua (Atlantic cod), 2368 nucleotides. RefSeq names its product stum, mechanosensory transduction mediator homolog (gene stum). The record is from RefSeq and is a predicted model, not a curated record. The coding region runs from base 511 to 924 and encodes 137 amino acids. The transcript is spliced from 4 exons. Lineage: Eukaryota; Metazoa; Chordata; Actinopteri; Gadiformes; Gadidae.
ACAACCCAGGACAGCUGUAGCGCUGAAGCCUAACGGAGAAACAUCUCCCGGACCCUGGACUAUAGCAGGGACGUUCAACCGAGCAAAUAACGUCCACUGAAGAAAACCUCGCUGGUACCAGAUCGAAUUAUUGAAGAAUACUCAAUGCUUGGAUAACGCAAUAUUUUUUAUUGCGAAAAUUAUUUUGAAAUCAAUACAGUUUGUACCGUUUAUGCGAGAAAGUUUUGACAUUUUUGGGAUGUUCUUUUUUGGAAUAUCAUUGAUCGAAUUUGGCCCAUAUGUUUCGAUAUGGAUUUGAUUGUGCAAAUAAUAUUUCUGAUUACUUCUAAUCCUUUUUCGGUCAAAUCUCAAAUUAGUUUUGACUGAGUUUAUUGUGAAGGCUGUAAAAGUAGACCAGCUCUUAGGUUCAUAUCGCACUGCCUGCUCUACAGAUUUGAAAGGGGAGGAGAGAGACAGAGACAAAGAGAGUCAGACUGAGUGUGUGAGGGAGAGAGCACGACUGAGACAGCAAUGGCAGAUAAAGAGGGGACAGGCUGCCAGAUGAGUACCAAAGCCGUGGUUGGGGCCCCAGCAGCAGGUGGAGGAGUCGUGGUGGAGGUCAGGGAGAAGAAGGGAACUUUGCGCGCCGCUAUUCCCACGAUGCCCUUCCCUCUGGCAGUCAUCUGCCUGUUCCUCAACACCUUCAUACCUGGACUAGGCACCUUCCUCUCAGCCUUCGCGGUGCUGUGUGGCGCCCGCAGCGAGCUGGUGGCCCAGCGGGGGGUCUGCUGCGUGUUCCUGCUCAACGUGGCGGCGGCGCUCAUCCAGAUCCUCACCGCCGUCGUCAUGGUGGGCUGGAUCAUGAGCAUCUUCUGGGGCAUGGACAUGGUGAUCCUGGCCAUUUCUGAUGGCUGUAGGGACCAGGCUCUCGCUCAAGACGUCUGAGUCAAGCCGGUCUGUGGUUGUCAACUCAGACAGGGAAUCUUCCUCAAGCCCCUGCUUCUGGAAGUCAACUCUCACUUCAUUUAAGGAGAUUUCGAAUGACUCGAGGGGAAGGGAGAGUAAAAUGAAGCAAGAAAAAAAGGAGAGAGAAAUUAGAAGCAGUAUUAUAAAAUAAACACAGGGAUCCCAACCAUUCAAUUAUUAUUCACAAAACCAAAUCCACUAUAUUGUGUAGGCUGAUAAGGUUGAUGCUCUUUUGUUCAUUGUUAAAUUAAAUGUUAAAUGUUAUUUUAUCAGUAGGCUGCAGACUGAAAUGUGUAAAGCCAAUAUUUGACAAUCAGAUUCUCAAUCAAACAACCUAGCAUGGACAGCAGCGAAUUUAUAGAAACCUUGCAAUGGUCAUGGAUCGGCAAACAUGCAAGACAUGGCACCUUAUAAACAAAUGACUUGUUUAUAUUGUAAUUAAAUGGUUAUUUUAAUUAUAUCUGUCCACCUGCAAAAAGGACAACCGUGUUGUUCUAUGCAUGAUGUAAACCGUCAACAUUACCUCAUACUUUUAUAGCACACCAAUAUCUUCCAAAAUAUUUAUCUGUUUGGUAAAAGUUGAAUGAAAUGAUUGACGGAUAGACACAUAGUCACAUAGACAUAGGAAAUGUUAAUCACCAUCAUUGGUACCUUUUGUAUUAUAAACAAACCCCUACUUUUAUUUAGAAAGCUGCAGAAAUAACAAGACGUGGUUGCUAUUUUUUUAUGUUCUUGGUCUUUUGGACUGUCUGUAGCUAGCAUUGCACAAAACUAUAUGUUGGAAAACUGCAUCAGUCUACUGUUUGGGUACAGCUUCUGCUUUAUCGUGUCUUCUUGAGAACCUCACUUUAGAUCUCAGGGAUAACAGGGUUUUCCCAUGCCCACAUUCAAGUGAGAUGUAACACAUUUGAAGACAUUCCCUAACUUAAAGCACUCAAACUGUCAAAUACAGUGUGAAAGGGAAGAAAGCAUUAAUUACUUUAGUGGUAGUAGCAGGAGAAAUUAUUAUACAAUAAUAACAAUGGCGACCAUUGUCUCUUUUCUUGAAGUCAAGUCAUUUGUAUUUAAAUAGCCCUUAAUCACACUAACUGUCUCAAAGGGCUUCACCUGCCAUAUAUUUAUGAAAACCCCUAACCCUAGCAAACCUGCCCUUAAUUAACAAGAAAGACAUCUUGAGAAGGAACGCAGAGUGGGGGCCCCUCCUUCCAAGGACAAGUUUACAAACUUUAAACACAAUGCAUACAUACCCGGUACAAUAACUUGCGUGUAUUCGUGGGUUUGUGUUUGUUUUUGUGUAUAUGUGUGAGAUUGUAUGGUGUGGAAAUCAAGUUAGAGUAAGGCGUUACAAAUUGUAGCCCAUCAUUUGAUGUUGUGACCUAGUUGACAGAUGUUUAUCAUCUAUAAUAAAACUGAUAAACCAGAA